Anguilla rostrata (American eel) is the source of this 3565-nucleotide messenger RNA. It is a transcript of the gene gpr156, whose product is annotated as G protein-coupled receptor 156. Bases 1 to 2565 code for a protein of 854 amino acids. NCBI's taxonomy places the organism in Eukaryota, Metazoa, Chordata, Actinopteri, Anguilliformes, Anguillidae. The transcript has 10 exons. Gene Ontology annotation, cellular component: membrane; G protein-coupled receptor heterodimeric complex. Gene Ontology annotation, molecular function: G protein-coupled GABA receptor activity. The record is from RefSeq and is a predicted model, not a curated record. Gene Ontology annotation, biological process: gamma-aminobutyric acid signaling pathway; G protein-coupled receptor signaling pathway.
AUGGAGCCGGAACGGGGGCCAGUUUGGGGGCCAGCUGGGGGGCCAUCCCUGAACUGCAGCGCAGGAUGUGGGGGUGGGGGCUGCUCCAUCCCCUCUGGGGCCCAGGGCCAGGAGGCCUGGGAGAUCCUGCAGCAGCUCUGCAACCUGGGCUUGUGGGUGGUGUUCUCUCCGGGGUGUGGCGGCAUGUGGCUGUGGGGUGAGCGCGCGCUUCCCCUGGCUGUGGACCAGGUCUGGACUCCAUCUCCAGUGGAGGUCUGCUGGGUCAUCCCUGGCUUCAGCCAGAACAACAGGUAUGGACUGUACCAUCUCAGGGUGGGAGGGGGGGUCUUCACCCUGCGCUUCAGAAACAACAGGUAUGGACUGUACCAUCUCAGAGUGGGAGGGGGGGUCUUCACCCUGCGCUUCAGAAACAACAGGAUAGUGAAGAUGUCGAGCCCCAAUCUGAACGUGCUGACGCUAUGUGGGAGCAUCCUGACCUACAGCAGCGGCUUCCUGUUCGCCAUCGAGGAGCACGCCCUGCUCCCAGAGACCAGCCCCAGAGCUGCAAUGCAGGCCCGGAUCUGGACCCUGUGCAUUGGCAGCUCUCUGGUCUUUGGGCCCAUCCUGGGAAAAACGUGGAGGAUUUACCGGGUCUUCACCCAGCGUCUGCCGGACAAGAGGGUGAUAAUCCGGGACCUGCAGCUGAUGGGUCUGGUGGGGUUGCUUAUUCUGCUGGACGUCCUGGUUCUGGCUGUCUGGAGCCUGACUGACCCGAUCCAGUGUGCAAAGUCCAUCAGCGCUGUGGUUAAGGUGGUGGAGCAGGAUGUCUUCUACUCCCUGUCACAGCUGGACUCCUGCUCCUCUCUCCAUCCGGACAUCUGGAUCAUCCUCUUCGCUGUGCUGAAGGGAAGCCUGCUCCUCUACGGGACGUACCUGGCCGGUCUGACCAGCGACGUCAGCUCCCCCCCGGUGAACCAGUCCCCCGCCAUCAUGGCCGCCGUGUGCCUGGUCACGCUGUCGGUGGCGGUGGCGGUGCCCGUGUCCCGGCUCCUGCCCGACUGGCCAAACGUGGCGUACAGCGUGGUUUCUGGCGCCAUCUUCAUCUGCACGCUCGCCAUCAACUGCCUGCUGUUCGUGCCCCAGCUGACCCAGUGGAGACGGUUCGAGGACGAGCUGAACCCCAACCCCAGCCAGAUGGCCAAGUACUUCAGCACCCCCAGCAAGAGCCUGAAGUCCAUGUACAGCGAGGACGAGAUCUACUACCUGCUGGGGGAGAACAGCUCCAUGAAGAGGCUCCUCACAGAGAAAAACGCCAUGAUCGAUAGCCUGCAGGAGCAGGUCAACAGUGCCAAGGACAAGCUGCUGAGGCUGGUGGUGGUGAGCAGCCCCCCCGGGCAGGAGCGGGAGACAGACUCCUCCAACACCAACCUCAACUCCUCCUCCACCCAGGUCACGGAGCUGCCGCUGGAGUCCUCCGGCCCGCUGCUGGAGAUGGAGGACGGCCUCCCUCGCUCUCCUUCUCCUCCUCCUCUUCCUCCUCCGAGUCCUCCUCUCCCAGCUCAUGCCCCAGAGGAGGUCACGCUCAGUGCAGGGAGGGGAGGGCAGUUUGCGUUGAAAGGCCUGAGGUGUGACGCUGGGGAGACGCAGGCACAGCUGAGGAUGACUGCGGGCCCCUCUGCUUCCUCUGAGGGUGUGGAUGCCAUGGCAACGGAUCCACCACCAGAGGUGGCCGCGCCUUCAAGCAAUGACAACAUCUCGGGCCCCGCCCCUCACUCGACGCCCGCUGUCAGCCCUGAUCACGCGGGGAGCUUGGGGGUCAGCCUGGCGGUAAUGGUGGGCGGUAAACCCGGGUUCGUCAGCAGCGAGCAGCUGCAGGAGAUCCUCCAGGACCUCUGUGUGGACGCCGCCAGCACCUCCCUGAGGUCGCCGAGCCAGGCGAGGAGGACCUCGAACCCGGCCCGGGACGUCCCCCCGCCCAGGUCGUCCGGCUCGCCCGCUCAGAGCCCCCUCCACCCCAGCAUCUCGCCCUACGUCAUGAGGAGACGGAGGCCCCCGUUCCGCACCUCCAGGGCCGGGCCGCCCCCGUACUGCUACCCGGGUUCCGCGCCCCUUGUGCGGAGGAGCGUGGCUCCUCACGGUGCGGACCCCAAAACCGAGCGUGUUGCCACGGAGACUGCGCCUCACCCUGCGGACGCUGGAACAGGCGACGCCCCCGAGGAGGCGGAGAGUCACGCAGAGGACGUCCCGCUGAGGUGGGGGAGGUACGGCCCGCCUCCCCGCUGCACCCUACCGCCGUUCUCGAGGUGCCACCCGAAACCCGCCACGACAGCGGGCUCUCGGGAGGACCGGGAGCCGGGCCUGAGGGACCCCUAUGACUAUUCGGACUCGGACUCCAGCAGCUCGGAGGACAGCUACUGCUUCUACCACCGGCCCUACUGCAGCGUCUGCCUCCAGGGCCCCUACGCGUCCACGGAGAGCACCGUCUCCGAAACCUCGGACAGCGAGCCGGGGACCCUGCUCCGCCACUGCCGGAGGGUCCGCCCCGUGGUCAACUUCAACGAGGACCUCAAGCCCACUUUCGUUUGAAUUUGUUAUCGGGGAAAUCCCGUCCUGUGGUGGAACACGGAGGAGAACGGGGAGACACAUCCAGCUUACAUUUCAAGAGCAUUAGGGGAAAAUUAGGUUCCCCUUUGGUUGGUGAGAUAAUGUUGAGACAGGAACUUUCACCAAACAUGCUGAGAGACAUAUUUAUUGUUCCAUACCAGUUUUGUCAAAAGGCACAUAAAUGACUGCCAAAAUCCCCUGAUGGUUAUCAUUUUGGCUUCAAAACUGUCAUUGCGGAUACAGUACAUUGCAAAAACAUUUUUAAAUGCCUCCCAAUGUAAUGUUUGAAAAGUCAAGUUCAUUGAACAUUGCUAGCUGUCCCCAAAAAUUCCCAAAUCAAAUUAUUUUCGAACAGGAAUAACAAAACUUUUUUUCCAAGGACAUUACUGCAAUCUUCCUUUUUCCAUUCAUUGCACAUACAGGAAACAAAUUUAUGUGUUGGUUUACCCUAACAUUUACCCUAACUUUCCAGGAAUGUUCUGCAGACUAAAAAUAGUUAGCUAUGCAUUUCCACUGUGAGCAGCAUCAUCAUUCCAUGGCUGCCGUGUGACCUUACUGUGUUUGCCCUAUGACCUCAGUGACUGGACCAAUCAUAUGACAGUCUCUUUGUGUUUGCUUGCCCUUGCAUAUCCAUUAAGUGUUGGCUGCCAUUUCCUGGUAGAGCCUUGAGCAUUUCAUGUUGUAUGAGGAGCUGAGGUCGGUGCUUGUCUUCUCUGAAGAACUUUCCUGAAGUAAUAUUUCUGAGGUCUUUAUUAUCGCUUUAUUUUUUAAGGAUUUUCUUUUUUAAGCUUAAUUUAUUUCACAGCUUGCCUUUAAUUUAUUAGCUCCGUGUUAAUUAGCAUUUUCAUUUUCAUUAAUAGCAUGAUGGCAUGUGGGGAUGCGACAUCAAAAAAAAAUUACAAAUGAGAAAGAAUGUGUUUUUAAUUUAUCUGGGAGUGUUUUGACAUUUUGUAAAUAAAAUGUGUUUUUUGAUGAGUUGAAA